Molecule: messenger RNA, 911 nt
Organism: Ochotona princeps (American pika)
Lineage: Eukaryota; Metazoa; Chordata; Mammalia; Lagomorpha; Ochotonidae
Gene: LRRC3
Product: leucine rich repeat containing 3
Exons: 2
Coding region: 87-911 (274 amino acids)
Cellular component (GO): plasma membrane
Molecular function (GO): protein binding
Source: RefSeq, a predicted model, not a curated record
CCCAGGCCGGGGUGUGGCGCCGGGGCCGGCGCGAACAGGGGAGCGGCGCGUGGAGCGGCGUCCGGCCCGCAGAACCCAAGGUCCCUAUGGCCCCGGCUCCACAGGAGGGAGCAGACCCCCACCUGGGGCCAGGCGGAAUGGGCCCCCGGGGCAGGCGGGGCCCUGCAUCCCUGCUGGCCACGGCCCCUGGCCCCUGCCUGUUGCUGCUGUUCUGUGUGCCCCUGAGUGCCGGCUGCCCGCAGAGCUGCCAGUGCCCGGAGCAUGCGGGCGCCCUGGCCGUGCACUGUAGCGCUCGGGGGCUGCAGGAGAUCCCUCGGGACAUCCCGGCCGAGGCCGUGCUGCUCAAGCUGGAUGCCAACAGGAUCUCGCAUGUCCCCAACGGGGCCUUCCAGCACCUGCAGCAGCUGCGGGAGCUGGACCUGUCGCAGAACGCCAUCGAGACCAUCGGGCCAGCUGCCUUCUCGGGCCUCGCCGGAGGCCUGCGGCUGCUGGACCUGUCGCACAACCGCAUCCGCAGGGUCCCCAAGGACGCCCUGGGCAAGCUCAGUGCCAGGAUCCGGCUGUCGCACAACCCUCUGCACUGCGAGUGUGCCCUGCAGCAGGCCCUGUGGGAGCUGAAGCUGGACCCCGACUCGGUGCACGACAUCGCCUGCCACACCUCAGUGCAGGAGGAGUUCGUGGGCAAGCCGCUCAUCCAGGCGCUGGACGCUGGGGUCAGCUUCUGCGGUGUCCACCACAAGACCACCGACGUGGCCAUGCUGGUGACCAUGUUUGGCUGGUUCGCCAUGGUCAUCACCUACAUCGUAUACUACGUGCGACACAACCAGGAGGACACCAGGCGGCACCUGGAGUACCUCAAGUCGCUGCCCAGCGCACCCAGCCCCAGGGAGCCCGGCGGCCCGGGGCCCUAG